UUCUCCCCUCGUCCCUACAAUGAUUGGGCUAUAGUUGUAGUGUUCCUCCGGCCGCAGCUUUUUACCUCAAGUAGUCACCUCAGCGCACCGCUGAUGCUCUGGCUUCGCCGACCACCCGUUUCAGACAUGAUUUCAGCUCGGACAUGGAGAGGGACGGCAAGCUGCGGCCAUAAUUGGCCUCCAAAUCAAGUCGGCCUCUUCUCCAAGCCCAAUUGCCGAACCUUUUCCUACCUAAAGCGAGACAGCAACCAUGCGAGAGCUGCAGCACGAUAUUUUACCCCGACAUCGGCGGCCAGGUGGUUCUCAUCACCAACACCAGGACCCGGCAGCAAGCGAUCUCUCGAUCUUGACACCAUUGUCUCGGUUCUCGAAGUAUCGGCUACCAAAAGAGAUGCUAAAGGCUAUUUACAAAAAUACACCUCGAAGGAAAAUACAUCAUUGACGAAAGUCCCCCAAUUCAGGCAUGAAGAGCCCCAGGACGGUCCGAAUGAACCUGUUUCUUCCGAUUCCCACCUGCCAAAUGUUGCAAUUGUCAAGCUCUGCGACCCUCAACUCCUAGAUGGUGAUGCGUUGCUCGGUGUUGCGAAAACUCUUUUCCAACUUCGAGUUCUAGGGCUUCUUAGUGUCGUCAUUAUAGAUUGCGGUAUUGAGAAUGGCCGUGAACUGUUUCGCGACCAGGCUUUCAGGUUGUGCUCAGCCAUUGACUCAUUCUCAAAGCAUGGGUCUAAAAGUAUAGAGAACAUUGCUAUAGGGCGGCAUCCUAUGAGUUCCGACGAUCAGUCUGCCCUGUCGCAUGAGAUGCACAUCGAUGAUCAAGGGCGCCUGGCACUUACCUUGAAUCAUGGCUUGAUUCCUGUUAUUCCUAGCUUAGCUUGCCCAGAUGAGAUCUCGGCACAGCAUCCAGCCGAUUCGAAUCAACUUAUCAUCACCUUGACAAAAUACCUUUCUGGAUUACAGUUUCCUGUUCCCGGAUCAACCGAGGCUCACUCGCCAUCCAAGGAGCUUCCGCGCCCACGACAACUCGCAUCGGUUGAGAGAAUUAUUGUUCUUGACCCACUGGGAGCUACUCCGGUUGCUGGUCGCCCCGGUGCCUCCCAUAGGUUUAUCAAUUUGGAACAAGAAUACAAUGAUCUUAUGGGGCAGCUUGUUGGCCCGGAGGGCUCUCCGGUAGCCAGUAAUGGAUACGUCGAGGCGUCGGCCACCGGUCAUGCUUCGAAUCUGAGACUCGUCAAAGAGGCGCUUUCAAUCUUGCCCUCUUCGUCCUCCGCCAUCCUCACAACCCCGAUAGCCGCAGGCCGUGGAAACAGUCGCCACCCCAAUGCCUCUAUCAGAUCAGGGGUGGCGGAGGCGACCAAGGAAUUUGGGUUUGAUGGAAUGGUCAAGACCAGGAAACGACGGAAUCCCAUUCUGCAUAACCUCCUCACCGACAAGCCAAUAUUCUCCUCAUCAUUACCCGUCCAGCGCGUGCCACAAGGCGCCGAAAAUGACGUCGAGAACUCUAGAUUCUCGUUAGCCGCAACACUUGUCAAACGCGGGAUGCCUGUGACGAUAUUUCCUAAUCCCAGAGCUUCCCCUUGGGAGUCUCCGUCACCUGGCGAGCCCCGCCUACGGCUUACCGAUACAAGUAUCGAUUUACCACGCUUGAUUUACCUAAUUGAAGACUCUUUUGGUCGAGCACUUGAUGCACAGCAUUAUCUUGACCGCGUCAAAGAUAAUCUUGCCGGCAUUAUUAUCGCUGGCGAGUACGAGGGAGGGGCCAUCUUGACCUGGGAGACCCCUGAAGGCCUCGAUGACAAGGAAGCCUAUUCACAAGGACGUCUUGUUCCAUAUCUUGACAAAUUUGCCGUUCUGAGGAGCCGCCAGGGCAGCGGCGGUGUAGCAGACGUCGUUUUCAGCGCCAUGGUGAACGACUGCUUCCCGAAAGGGGUCUGUUGGCGAAGCCGCAAAAACAAUCCGGUGAAUAAGUGGUACUUUGAACGGUCUACUGGAACCAACAAGCUGAGUGAUAGCAACUGGACCAUGUUCUGGACGACCUUGGGCUUAGAUGGUGGGAGUAUCACGCUCAGAGAUUACGAAUCUGUCUGUCGCCGUGUUGAGCCGUCGUGGGCUGAUAACAAACACAUUUUGGAUUAG
Messenger RNA from Clonostachys rhizophaga, 2133 nucleotides. NCBI's taxonomy places the organism in Eukaryota, Fungi, Ascomycota, Sordariomycetes, Hypocreales, Bionectriaceae. The record is from the annotation of a GenBank genome assembly.